AUGAGCGUCCUUUCAAUGCUCACCCUCCUCCUCACCCACCCCAACGAAUUCCGCACGCUCGUCCAGUUCUGGAUGUUCCACGACUCCAAGCGCGAUAUCUCCAACCCGAAGGAGUACGCCACGUCCGGCUGGGACAGGGAGAGCAUGAAGAAGUGCUGGGAGUUGUUGGAUAAGACGAGUAGGAGUUUUUCGGCGGUGAUUAAGGAGCUGGAUGGGGACCUUGCGAGGGCGAUCUGCCUCUUCUACAUCGUCCUCCGCGGCCUCGACACCAUCGAAGACGACAUGACCAUCGCCGACUCCAUCAAACAACCCCUCCUCCGCUCCUUCCACGAAAAGACGCUCACGCCCGGCUGGACCUUCGAUGGCAACGGCCCCGAGGAGAAGGAUCGGAUCGUUCUGGUCGAGUACGAUAAAGUAGUCGAGGAGGUCGGGAGGCUCGAACCUGGAUAUCGGGAAGUGAUAGUCGACAUCUGUCACAAAAUGGAAAUCGGAAUGGCAGACUACGCCCACCGCGCCUCCUCCUCUGCCUCCUCCUCCUCCACCCCCUCCCCAAUAUACCUCUCCACCAUCGCAGAAUACGACCUCUACUGCCACUACGUCGCCGGCCUCGUCGGCGAGGGCCUCUCCCGCAUCUGGGCCGCCUCGGGCAAAGAAGCCCCCUACCUCGGCGAAAUGAAAGAACUGAGCAAUUCGAUGGGACUUCUGUUGCAGAAAACGAACAUCAUCCGUGAUUUCCGAGAAGACGCAGACCAAGGCCGAUUCUUCUGGCCUCGCGAGAUCUGGGGCCGUUCCGAAUACAUCAUCGCUUCCGGGGUCCCACUCACCCCUUCACUCGAAAAAGGCGGGCGCGUGGAGGAUUUGUAUCAGGAUAGGACAGAGGCGGGGAGACGGAGGGCGCUGUAUGUGCAGAGUGGGAUGGUGUUGGAUGCACUGAGACAUGCGACGGAUAGUUUGGAUUAUUUGAGGUUGUUGAGGAAUCAGACGGUUUUUAAUUUUUGUGCGAUUCCGGCGGUGAUGGCGAUGGCGACGCUUGAGUUGUGUUUUGCGAAUGGGGAGGUGUUUGAGAGGCAUGUGAAGAUUAGGAAGGCGGUUGCUGCGAAGUUGAUCAUGAACUCGACGAACCCGCGCGACGUGGCGUAUAUGUUCCGCGACUAUGCGCGCGCGAUACAUAAAAAGUCGAAUCCGGCCGAUCCGAACUUUAUCAGGAUAUCGGUCGCUUGUGCGAAGAUCGAACAAUGGGCCGAACACCAAUUCCCCUCCUUCGUCCACCUCUCCUCCGACCCCUCCGGCUCCGGCUCCUCCUCAGCCACCCAAACCCUCGAUCCCUCCGACGCGCGCACACGGAUCGCGAAGCUGGCCCAGGAGCGGGAUCUACAGCUCGCUAAACUGCGUGCUUCCGUGAAUGGGAAUGGUGUAGGGGCGAAUGGGAAGGCAGGUGGGGCGGGGGCGAAUGCGAAUGCGGGGGUCGAUAAGGAGCUGGUGUUGUUCUUUGGGGGCGCGGUGUUGUUGAUCGUGGUGAUGUGUUUGUUGGUGGUGGGGACGGUGCUUUAUUUUGCGUCGUGA
Molecule: messenger RNA, 1563 nt
Organism: Stereum hirsutum FP-91666 SS1
Lineage: Eukaryota; Fungi; Basidiomycota; Agaricomycetes; Russulales; Stereaceae
Product: squalene synthase
Exons: 5
Coding region: 1-1563 (520 amino acids)
Biological process (GO): farnesyl diphosphate metabolic process; ergosterol biosynthetic process
Cellular component (GO): endoplasmic reticulum membrane
Molecular function (GO): squalene synthase [NAD(P)H] activity
Source: RefSeq, a predicted model, not a curated record